AUGGCAGCAAAUCAGAGCAAAGCAGCAGGUGGGCUGCGAAACCUACAAGAGUUCAACCAAAAAGCUGAGCAACUGGAAGCUUGGAUCAGGCGGAAGGAAGAGAAACCUUUGCUGGCGGCUCUGCUGCAUGAGAAUGCAGACAAGAUCCAGCUCACCCGGCGGAUCCUUGAUUUAAAACAGGAGGAGCAGCAAUUCCAGGUCCUGCAUGAGGAGAUGAACAGUCUUGCUCACAAGCUCGAGAAGCAAGGGAAGAGUGAGAGCAGGAACAUUGUGGCUCGGCGCAAGCACAUCAAUAAAAUGUGGCUGCGUCUCCAAGGGACACUGAAGGAGCAUCAUGAGAUGCUGCAGCUGGCUCUAGAGGCUGCUGCCUUCCUCCAGCAAGCAGAUGUGCUCCUAGAGGCCAUCCGUGCAAAGUGGAGGGGUCUCUGUGGAGCAGGGAAGCAAAGAGAAUCUGAGCCCAGCCUGGACCUAGAUGUUAGGGACAUUGCCAGCCAGGUCAUGAUGCUAGAUGUCACUGUGUCCCAGCUGACUAGCCUGCAUCCCAGCCUGAUAGCACGAGUCUCUCUCAAGCACCAAGAUGUCAAGGAGAGCUGGGCCCAGCUCCAGCAGCUGCUGAGGAGUGAAAAGCCCCCCUUAUUGGCUUUGACAAGACAGUCGACUGAUCCUCCAGGUCCUGAGAAAGUUAAGGCCAUCGCUACAAACGGUGCAGGGAGAGAAGCUGAAGAAAAAUCAGGGAGAGUCUCAGGAUGGGGAGUGCCGAAGAACGUCCUAGGAAGUGUGGCAGAGCGUGCAAGAGGCCUGGAAGGGGCGCCAGCUUUAGCAGGAAGAGAGUCCGUUCACAAUGACAGCAAGAGGAGGAGGAAGCUUUCCAAACAGCCGAACGCACUGAAGGACCCACCCCAGCAAAAGGCCCACUUUCAGGGCUUCUGCCAGACUGCUGACGUGGAACUACAGCAGUUGCUGCAUACUGGCCAUCGAUGGAGUCCGCAAAUGGAAGAUGCCCUUGAGGAGCUGGAGGAUCUCUGGGCAGACCUGAGGAGAAGGCAUCAAGAGAAUGGUGCGGCCCUGAGGGAGAUUGAUACAGCCCUGCGGCUGGUUGCGGAGCUAGAAGAGGCUGAAUGCUGGCUCAGAACCGUGACAGACCUGAUCUCGGAGCCAACAACUAUGAAGAGCCUUGAUAACCUUCAUGAGAACCUGCAAAAGAUUGACAGUCUGGAAAACCAGGUUAGGGCAUGGAGCAUUAAGCUUCGAGCACUGCAGGAGGAAAUACAGAUGGGACCCUCCUCGGAACACACAGCAGCUGCAAUGAAACAGAGAAAAAUGGAAAGAAGUGAAAGAAAAGUGAGUUCUAAGAACCGGGGUGGGUUGACCUGUGUUCAAGAGGCUCUUCAGCGCCAGGCAUCAGAGCUGCAUGAUUCCCUGGUUUUAUCUGAAUUCUUACAGAAUGUGCAGCGGGAAGAGAUGCUCAGUCAGAGGAGCAACACACUGGCAGUGGCUAACCAGCUAAGCUCACAAGAAUCUUUGCCCUUCCUCAUAGCCCAUGGAGGGCGGCAGCUGAGCAGUAAGGACCUGUGUAGACCACUGGAAGAACUGCAAGAGGCAGUAGAGAUGCUGAAUGAUGUGGUGAAAGAACGGGAGCGGGCCGUGGAGGCGGCAACUGAGACAGAGAACCUGGAAUGCCAUGUACAGGCUUUGAAAGAUGGGAAAGAAACAAGGCUGUCCUGGAUUGCCUCCCAGAUGGAGACCUUGAGGGUCAAUGCAGAAGCCCUGGCUCAGGACCUCAUCCAGGCAGAGAAGAGUUUUGCCACAGUGAAAAGUGAGCAGGAGCUGCUGGAGCUGCAGGGCUUGUUGAGAAGGCAGCAAGAAAUAGAGAGUGAUAUGUCUGACCUGGAAGUGGACCUGGAGGAUCUGGAGAGAGCAGCAACUCAGCUGGAGGAGACCUGCCUGUUUCAGACACGUGACAACUCCAAGGGGAUUCAAGAAACACUAGAGGCUUGGAAGGAGCUGCAGAAACUGGUGUUGGAAAAUGCAGUCCGUGGACAGCAUGCUGUUCGUUUGCGACAAUUCUUCAGAGAUUAUUUGGCCAUUAUCUCCUGGACAGAAGACACCCGUGCUCAGAUCUUCUCAGAGAGUCUGAGCAGCGUUCAUGGUCUGUCAGAGAAUCGUUGGGAGGAGCUGGAGAGCAACAUUGAAACUAAGCUGAAGGAGUUUGAAGAGUUGGCAGCUGCAGGACGGGAGCUGGUGGCUGAGGAGCAUGACCUCAGUGAGACAAUAAAGGAGCGAAUGGAGGAGCUGCAGAGCAUGUUGGGAUGGGUGGUGGUGCGUUGGCGAGCACAGAGUUCUCAGAAGGAGCUUGGCACCAAGAGUGAUGGCUGGAAGAGUCAAGAUGGCGCCCAGAGUGUGCCCAAGAAGUACCAAAUGAAAGUAGCCCCUGAAGUAGACAUGCCUGAUAAAGACAGCAUCCCGAGACCCAGUGUGUCAGAAGCGCCUCCAUUCGCAUUACUCUCCCUCCAAGAUGGUUCGGCACCACAGCACCAUGAGCAAGAGAGGACGGAGGACUCUGCUGCAGUCCCGCCUGUUGCCGAUGCUCACCCAGUGUGUAAACUGAGCUUGGAAGCAUUAGUACAUUGCACGCCUACUGAGAAGGACGCCCCCAAGGAAAUAUUGGCCCUAAAACCCACGGAGAACCCAGUGCUGCUGGUGCCACAACACAGUACUGGCAACCUGGGUGGCACAGUGAACUUGAUUUUGAGCAUUGGCAAGAAAGGGGAGAAGAAGGCAGGAAUACUGGCAUCAGAAAACCAGGCAGGAGUACCAGCAUCAGUGGAAGAGGAGGGCUUGCACAAGGUCAGCACCUAUUUGCAUGUGAAGGAGGGCAAAAAUAAAGGUAUGGUCUGUAGAAGCUCAACCAUGGCACAACUUGUGGAGCAAAUGACUACCAGAACUCAGUUUUCCCCGCUUCCCAGUACAGGGUGGGGCACCACCACCUUCCACACCUUGCCAAAGAUCAGCUCCAGCUCCCUCAUGAAGAGCCUGAGCAGAAAAGGAACAAUAGAAGAUGCCCAGCUGCUCACCUUGCAAGGGAUCAUGAAAGCAGAUCCGAGUGAUCCACAACCUGUUCAAGAGAAGAAGUGCAGUAGUACCUGGCCCCCUAAGUGCAGCAGAAAGGCACAGACCUUGCAGACACAUUGCCCGCAGCUCAGGCAGCUGAUGGACUAUGUAAAGAACCCAUUGGCACGGGCUAUUGAUGUUGAAUGUGCCUCAAUUGGGAAAGGAUCUGGACAGCGCACAUUUGUGAGAGAUGGCAAAAGUCUCAGCAGCCCCCAGGCACUUCCCGAGAAGAUGAGCAUGUGCCAGCAUCUUCCUCUGGGCUGCAUCCUGAACCUGGAGCUCCCUAAGGAUCCCACUGCAUUGAGGAACAUCCACGAUACCAUCAACAUAGCACAGGAGAGAAAGGAAGCAAGCCAAGCCAGUGGAGUGGCUCAGUGGAACACCAGUGGAGCAAAGCUGCAGGAAAAUGAUACCAGCCUGCAGAAGAGAAGGCCAGGAGUACAGCCAGCCAUAUGCCAAAAGCCACCUGGGACAGGGGAUGUUCACCGUAAGUUUCACAAGAAAGAGAGAGGCACAUGGUUUGAAGAGGUGAGUUGCAACCCAAGCUACAGCCAGCAGAAGGCCGAUUGUAUUGCUCCUUGUGAAGACAGGAAGAGUCCUAAGAGCUGCAGCAGUCCCAGUGAUGAGUAUCCUGUUUUCAGACAGAACCAGCUGUCCCGUGUCAGUGUGCUGCAUGAGCAGUUAGGCUGGGAAUGGGACAGACUAGCUGCCAAACUGGGGACAACUGGCAGCACUGGUGAGGGGUUGCAGGGAAAGGAGCCAACUGAGCACACAGCCAAAGUCGGAGAAUCCUCUAGAGUGAAAUUCAAGCCCUCCCCUGCUACACAUAGGAGCACUGUUGAUGCAGCUUCUAGUACAGCCAAAGUUAAGGACCCUGCAGCAAAUGCAAUGCCAAAUAAGGAAAGCAGCCUGGGUGGGUUAGAAGGAAGCUGUGAAAAAAUCCUACCUCCGUGGCAUCACAUGGGACUCAAAUCUCCCACUAAGGUGUCUCUGUUUGAGUGUGAACUAGGCCACCAAGAAGGCAUCCCAGCAUCUUCAGGGCUAGACGCUUUAGUCCGGGCUCCAGGAGGAAAUACAGCUGAAGGACCAAAGUUGCCAGGAAGGACAGACAUUUGUCACCCUGCCCAUGAGUUGUUUGAAGAAGAAGAGGAGGAGCUGCAGGCCAUAUGGAGUAAUGUGGAGAAGCACAAGAGAAGUGCAGGUGUCUCUUGUGGCCCAGAGAGAAAGGUAGACAAAGCACAAAGCCCAGGUGAUUCUAGUGGGAAAAUCAUCCUGACAGCAGCGGAGAAUGUGCUGGUGGCCAAGUUCAAGCUUCCUACCUCUGUCCAACCACUUCAGGGCUCAGAAGAGGGGAAAGGGUCCAGUGAUAGACUUGGUAGGAAGAACAGUUCAACUCAGUGCUGGGCGCCUUUGCCUUCUUGCCCGGAGCCAUCUGAGAGGACAGAGGUUGCAUCUGUGGGAACGGUGUCGAGCAUCUGCCCAGGGGGCCAGCUGAAGCUCCAGGAAGAGAGCAGAGGGGUCAACAAGCUUCUACCCAGUAAAUUGGAGCUCCAGAUGAUGGAAGGAACUCUGGAGAGGAAGCACCUAUUGCAGGCAGGAGGAAGAAAGGCAAAUUGUCGCUCCUGGAACACAUUCCAUACAGUACUGAUGAGACAAACUUUGUGUUUCUAUCAAGACAAGAAAGACACUCUCAAGCAGAGCUCCAUGGUGGCUUUACCACUGAAUCUCUGUGGAGCAACCUGCGCCCUGGAAACAGAGUACACCAAAAAGACCAACUGCUUCACACUGCUGUUGAAGGAUGGUUCCAAGUAUCUCCUUAGAGCUCUGACUGAACAACUCAUGAAAGAGUGGGUUACCAAACUGCAGCAAAAUUCAGGUUUACCUGAAGUGGAUUAUUUCCAGUCAGCAUCCCAAGCCGCCCAAAGGACAACCUCUGCUGUUAGUGUGAUUCCUGGCCUUGGAUCCUCCCACUGUCUGGGCCUUCAUCAGCCCCUUACAACAAAGAGCCAAGAGGAACCCAGGUCAAGUGUCAAGCUGCAGCUGCCUUAUGAUACUCGGAAUGACCCACUGGAUUCAGCAGCAGCACCAGCAGGAAACAAUCAGAGAUCUGCGGCCAUUUAUACAGCAGAGCAAAGCCCAAAGCUGUGCUCCCUUACUGAGUCUCCAAGGGCACACGAUCCCUUUAUGUGUCAGGAAGAUGACUGUGGGCUUGUGACAAGCAAGAGGAGAUCAUAUUCCUUCACCUCAGCUACCUACCAGAAGAUAAGCCCAUUGUCGGUAUCUAAAGAGCCCUUGGGGGUUGGCAGCAGCUACUCAGUCACAUUGUACAUUGGAGAGCAGGCACCUGCUAUCCUCCGGCCUCGCUGCCAUUCCUUCAUGGCCACUCCUGGUGGCGUCCGAGAGACUCUAAGUGAGAGAAGCCAGGGCGCCUCACCUCGCCAGAAGAACAAAUCUGUCUUCAGGAAGUUCUUUGGAAAGAAAGACUGACAUUCUGGCUCAUUCCUUUUAGCCCGGAAAUGGCAUAUGUGACUCUACACAAGCACUACGCCUGAUUGCAACCAGUGGACACUCUAGGAAUUGCUCUUUCCUGAGGGUGCAGGAAGAGUGAUCUAAGGGGAGAGAGGCUCUGGUCUGUGAAACAAUCCAUUAGGCCUCAGGCAUGUACUUCACCUACUCCCUGAUAGUAGUGGAGCUUGAGGGAACACUGUACUGAGGUAGGGAACAUUAACCAAUGGUGUCAGAGGCGUACAGAAAAGCACCUGAGUCAUUUUGCAGAAGGGUGGUAUAAUAGAACCCCCCUGGGGCCUUUCUCCAAGUAUGUCAGAGCCCCCUCUUUGUGGUACACACAAGCUAAUGGACGGCUUCGGGUAAUACAUUCCCAGGCACAUAUGUAUUAACACUGUAUUUUUAUUCCGGUGGUGGGGGUGGGGAGUCAUGUUGUUUCACUCAUUCCUCACAGAUGUUUGCAUGAUUUGUGAAUAGGAUCAACAAACAGUUUCUUUCGGUCCAUUGAUCUCUAAGAGUUGCCAAGUUUUUAAACUUGCUGUUGCUUCUGUGCCUGUUACAGCAUUGUCAGCAUUUGGCAAAUGAUAAUGCUUAUCCUUAUUCCACGUGCCAUUUCCUGAUUUUUGCAGAUUGGGCUGCCAUACAAACAAAAUCUUUCUUCGUCAGUUGGUAAGACAGCUGAGGCUCAGGAUCUCCCCAUGGGCCCUGAGUAAUUGUGUCUUGGAGAGAUCAGCACCAUACAAAUGUAGGGAUAGCACAUAUCUGGCCCAAAGAGAGCUGAAGGUCGACAAAGCGUCUGUACAGAAAUACAAAUGGAGCAUUCACACUCUGGUUAAAUGAACCUCACGUUUGUUCUGCUUUUCUUUCCUUCUGCACCGUAAUGCCAGGUGCAGGAGCCAGUAUGGCUUGUUUAGUUGUCAGAUACAUCUCUUGCAGAAACAUUAACACCACAUUAAAAUACCG
Messenger RNA from Gekko japonicus, 6579 nucleotides. RefSeq lists its product as uncharacterized. Gene Ontology annotation, cellular component: plasma membrane; actin filament bundle; actomyosin contractile ring. Lineage: Eukaryota; Metazoa; Chordata; Lepidosauria; Squamata; Gekkonidae. Gene Ontology annotation, molecular function: phospholipid binding; actin lateral binding. The record is from RefSeq and is a predicted model, not a curated record. Gene Ontology annotation, biological process: actin cytoskeleton organization; actin filament bundle assembly. Bases 1 to 5598 code for a protein of 1865 amino acids. The transcript has 27 exons.